Messenger RNA from Candidula unifasciata, 956 nucleotides. The record is from the annotation of a GenBank genome assembly. NCBI's taxonomy places the organism in Eukaryota, Metazoa, Mollusca, Gastropoda, Stylommatophora, Geomitridae.
AGAAGAAAGAAGCUGAAAAGCGAACUCAGAGAAUAAGAGAAAAUGAUUGUAUGCAUCUGUACAGAGUGGCCAGAGAAAUGGAACGCCCACAUGACGUAAUCACCAGGACACUGGCCAAGAAAACUUUUAAGCAAAGGAUGAAGAGAAAAGAAAAAUACAAUGAACUUUUUGAGGAGGAUCUGGAGGAAGAUCUCAAGAAAGGACUUGGAAAUGACUGGAACCUGCUGAUAGAAUCUCUUCUAAAUGACCAAAACAGUGGACAGUCUGAAGGUCCUAGCAAGUCACUCAAGGUGAGUGACCGCAAAUGUAACAUGAACAAGCUUAAUUCAUUUUAUAAUGAUGAUUUGGUAGCUUUUGUGAAGAAGGUUACUCCAUUAAGCAACCAGGAAUUGAAGGAUCUCAAGAAGGAGUAUAAAAAAGAGAACUCUGACACCCUGGAAAGUGAUAUCUCUAAGAGGUACAGAAACCCACUGAAGAGAUUUCUCUUGGCUCUUGUAAAAGAUGGCAAGAAAGGGCAUAAAUAUCAGGAAGAUUCUGAGAGGGAUGCUGUGGACAUGUUUGUGCCUGCAGAAGAAAGAUGGACAUCAAGCAGCAGCAAAUUCAUCCAGCUGGUGGGAGACAAAAAUGCCAAAUAUAUGAAGAGAGGCAAGCCAGCAACAAAGCAUGUGCAAGAGGAAUGCACCAAAAGUUAUGCUGAGGUCGUCAAUGCAUACAUCAAUAGCAUUGGGACAGCUCAGACAGAGCAUGCAGACAAUCUGUACAAGAAUUUGGACCCAACAAAUCCAGUGUUUGUGAAAACUGUGGUUGCAAAGUCAGAGAAUGACAUGCCUAAAAUUAGAAAGGAGUACAAGAAAAAGUAUGGAAGAGAACUUGCUGAAGACCUUGAAAAUGAAAGUAACCACACAACAGUGGGAGUUCUGAAAGCAAUUAUAAUGAAGGACCCUCCGAAAGUGAAG